Olea europaea var. sylvestris is the source of this 2476-nucleotide messenger RNA. RefSeq names its product delta(14)-sterol reductase. Gene Ontology annotation, molecular function: Delta14-sterol reductase activity. The coding region runs from base 81 to 686 and encodes 201 amino acids. Lineage: Eukaryota; Viridiplantae; Streptophyta; Magnoliopsida; Lamiales; Oleaceae. The transcript has 8 exons. Gene Ontology annotation, cellular component: endoplasmic reticulum membrane. The record is from RefSeq and is a predicted model, not a curated record. Gene Ontology annotation, biological process: sterol biosynthetic process.
UUUCCCCGCAGGUAUUGAAGUGACUGGGCAGACUGGAAGACUCAGCGACUCUAAACACUGCAUCCAUACAGAGUUCAUCGAUGGAUCUCGAUUCACUUAUCAGUUCUCUCCUUCCGUCAUGGACUUCGGUUGCUAUGCUGCUAUCAUUCUUUACUUACUUGGGAAUCUCCGGAUCUAUUUUACCGGGAAGAAUUAUUCCUGGGGUGACUUUAUCAGAUGGCACUCGACUCCAUUACCGUUGCAAUGGUAUGUUAUUGCUUCUGUUGUUAGUUUUGUCACUUGGAGCUGCUGCGGGGAUAGAUCUCGUGUCACCCUCGGCAAUUGCAGAUAGAGGGCUUGAGCUUUUGUCAACGACAUUUAUAUUCAGUGUGUUUGUGACUUUGAUACUCUAUUUGACUGGCCGUCAAUCCCGCAACCAAAGUUCUUCGCUGAAGCCCCAUGUUACAGGAAACUUGAUCAAUGACUGGUGGUUUGGAAUACAGCUGAAUCCUCAAUUCAUUGGCAUGGACCUCAAAUUCUUCUUUGUUAGAGCUGGAAUGAUGGGAUGGCUUCUUAUAAAUCUUUCCGUUCUUGCAAAAUGUAUUCAAGAGGGCAUCUUAAGCAGAUCGAUGAUUUUUUACCAGCUUUUCUGUUUUCUCUAUAUUUUGGACUACUUUUUCCAUGAAGAGUACAUGACCUCCACGUAAGUGUAUUUUUUCUUUUCUUUAAACUAUGUUGUCAGCUAAUCUGGUUUAUUCAGUUUAUGUAAUUGUUGCAUCAUAUUACUAAGCUGUUCUUCAUUGGUUGAUACCAUGUGGUCAUAUUGAUUUAUAGCCAAUCCUUUUAUGUGUGAAGAACUUUCUUGUAGAACAUUUACCCAGGAAGUGGUUACUUACGGUGACCUCCUCCAUCUUCCUUUUAGAUGAACUCCUUUACUAGAAACAACACUAUUUUCCAUUUAUAGAUUUUGCAUCUAACUGUAAGGCUGGCAUAUAUUGUGAAUGGAACUAUCUACAAAGAUGUUAACUAUCCAUGCUGUUUGAACUAUGAUGCAUUGCAACUUUAUUUAUUUAUUUUGAUAAACAUUGCUUUUGUUAACUGUGUGUCCAUAUUUUCCGUUCAGCAAUGCUAAAAUGAAUCAUCACCGUUCUCGUUUAGUGUUUGAUCUGGUAUGAAGACUCACCUGAGCAUAUUCAUGUACUUAUUGUGUUUCAAGACAUUAUUUACUGUGUUAAGAGUUUGAUAAGAACCUGAAUUGAUGGAACAAACUCGUUUACCUAAGAAGAGUAAACUCAAUGGAAAUGAGUGAAUUUUAUUGAAUUGAACGUAAACUGUGACUCCAACAAACCAGAGCAUUCGAGAGGCUCUGUACUCUCCUACCAGACUCCUGAUUUUUCUCUGCUGUUACCUGCCCCUCCCCUUUACAUUUAUUGACAAUUUCCCUGACUGACUCACUACUCUCCCCCCUAACAAAAUAACAGAAUAACAACUGCAUGCUUAAUUAAUUCGAGAGGCCCUUACUCCUUUUUGUGUAUUUAAAAAUCACUGGGGGUCUAUUAAUACCCCCCCUUCAAAAUCCACCUUGUCCUUAAGGUGGAAGUUUGGAAAUUGCUGGCGGAUGUUUUCAACUGACUCCCAGGUGGCUUCGUAGUCUGAAGAGUUCUUCCACUUGAUCAGAACUUCAGGACCCAAGGCUGAACUUGCUGAAUUAGAACAGAAUUGUAACACUCUCUCCAGUUCCACUCUGCUCGAGGUCUCCACAGCAAGGUGUUCUGGUAAUUCUGAAACAGUUUGAGUAUUCCCGACAGCCUUCCUGAGCUGCGACACAUGAAAAACCGGGUGGAUAGCUGACUCCGGUGGAAGUUUCAAUUUGUAAGCAACCUGCCCCACUUUGGCCUGAACUUCAAAAGGCCCAUAAUAUUUGGGAGAAAGUUUUGCUGAUGAUCUCUGAGCCACAGACUUCUGACGGUAAGGAUGCAAUUUCAAAUAUACCAAGUCCCCAACUUUCAACUAGAGAUCACGGCGAUGCCCAUCGCUUCUUGCUUCAUUCGUUGUUGGGCGCGCAAAAGUUGCAUCUUGAGGUGCUGGAGGACUUCAUCCCUGCUGACCAAGGAUUGUUCUAUUGAGGAAACUACAGUCAUUCCCUUCUGAAAAGGCAUAACCGGCGGAGGAUCAAAACCUUACACAAUCUGAAGGGGAGUCUGCUUCAAGGCGGUGUGAAAAGAAGUAUUAUACCAAAAUUCUGCCCACGGUAACCACUGCCCCCAUGAUCGUGGCUUACUUGAAGUAAAACAACGCAAGUAUGUCUCCAAACACCGAUUGACGACCUCCGUUUGGUCGUCGAUUUGUGGAUGGUAGGCUGUACUCCUUUUAAGGACUGUCCCCUGAGCCCGAAAAAGCUCCUUCCAGAACUUACUCGUAAAAACUCGAUCCCUGUCUGACACAAUAGACUGUGGAAUUCCAUGCAACUUAACAACUUCUCGUAUGAAGACUUUAG